Blastomyces gilchristii SLH14081 is the source of this 1812-nucleotide messenger RNA. RefSeq lists its product as uncharacterized. Gene Ontology annotation, biological process: box C/D snoRNP assembly. The record is from RefSeq and is a predicted model, not a curated record. NCBI's taxonomy places the organism in Eukaryota, Fungi, Ascomycota, Eurotiomycetes, Onygenales, Ajellomycetaceae. Bases 235 to 1044 code for a protein of 269 amino acids. The transcript has 2 exons.
CUGACCAGUUUAGCCCAUGGACUGUUGAUAAUUUGCAGCUUUUACAAUUAGGGUUAGGGCUUUGACGUUCCGGAUCGAGCUUGCACGUGCUUUCUUUUUUCUCCAAAAGCUUGGAAGCUUUUACGGGCUCGAAGCUAAAUAAAUACAUCAUCAUUCUUCAACUUCAUAUUAACGAUAUCUUACCCCAACGCAGGCGAGACCCAGAAGAUGAUUAUUUAGGACCCUCUGCCAAUAAUGGCUGCCGUCGCCGCCCCACCCACCAAGAAGCGGUGCCUCGAAGAUGAUGAGGAUACCCCUUCUCCCGAGCUGGGAUCCCAGCCAAAAAGAUCCAAGCUCCAGGUAGAUUCUACAAGCUGUAGUUCCGCGAGCGAUAGCUCGAGCAGCGAAUCUAGCUACGACAGCGACAGUUGCAGUGACCGGGGUGACGAUGCGCCUGUACCUCGACCAUUAACGCAUCGUUAUCGCGCACCCAAGGAGCAACUAGACGAUGACGAGACAUCCUCGAGCGGUGAAUCUGAAUCGUCAAUGUCCUGUUCCUCUUCCUCUUCAUCAUCAUCGUCGUCCGGCAGCGAGUCGGAAUUAGAACGCAACCACACUCCUACCGUAUCUAACGCUAGCGACGUCGUUUCCAUCCCACACCUCCGACCGCACUCCAAACCGUCAAUACGACUUCAUAGUUCCACGCUACGAAAUCGACUGGCUUCCUUCCUUCCCGAAUUGAGAGCUGCAAAUGAAAAUUUAGAACAAGAGAUAGCUGCCGGAAAUGUAGCUGGCGUGGAGCUUGAUGAUAGUGGCGAGACUGAAGUUGACGGGCAAUAUAUUGAAAUGAACCUUGGCCUGGGCGUGCUAGAAGAACAAAGCGAUGCCGCUGAUUCUGAUACAAGCACGGACAACGAAAGCGCCAUAUCCCACGAUGAAGACGAGAGCACAAAAUCUGCGAGUACCUCGCAACCAAAACCACGCAAUAAUACCAAUGUAAUGAACAAGCUCAUGGGGAAGAAACCCGAAAUCAAACGACCAACCAUAGAAGAGAUCACGCCCUGAAUAUAUCCUCCUACGCUUACCUUCACGGACGGAACCCUUCUAUGGUCUGUUCGCAUCGAUAUCUAGCAUGUACUAUAUUUUGGCGCUUUUUUAUAUAUUUUUCUCUUCUUCUUGACCUAAGGUUGUAGACGGGACAACCAUAUACGCGUAAAUAUUUCUGUUAUUUUAAGUUACUGUUAAACUCGGAUUUCCUUUUAUACCCCUUGUUUUCUAAUGUCCGACGACAUGUUUUGCAGUCUAGACUCUAAUUAUUAUUUCUUGAACACGUUCUGUCUCACGAUUGAUGUACGUAUACCUUUUAACGGACCUCCACCUUCUCAAAACGUGGGCAAUUUAUUCUAUCAAUGGAUGGUAUUUUUUCUGGUCAUUGGCCGCAAACCCCCAUGUGCGCUUCUCGAAUCGAUUCUACUAUUCAUAUUGACAGUGGUCUGAUUCAAUCGCUGUUUUGAAUUAGGCUCUACAACCCCCGAGUCGACUCUCCUAGCAUCGGAUAUUGGAUAUCACUGCUGAAAAACGUCGAUGAACCUAAUGGAUAGUGUUGCGUGGAACUCGAAAGGGCCACUUCCUGCAAGCUACAGGUGAAAAAUAAAUGGGCAAAAAUGAACACUUCGAGGUUUUAGCUCUUUCUUCCACGAGAAAUAAAACAUACAUAUGAUAAUAAGAAAAAUCUCCCCGACAGGGAAUCGAACCCUGGUCUCCCGCGCUCGUCAGUCGUGAGACAGAAUGACAAGCGGAAAUCAUCACCACUAGACCAUCGAGGAUUGAUUG